AUGCUUGCCGAAACAGAUCUCGAUAAACUCGGGAGGCAGCUUGCUGACUUCAAUCUCGCAACAAAGGCACGCCAGGAUGCGCUCGACGAACUGACUCUCACCUACGGCAAACUGCUCGAGGACUACCGCACUCUGCGCAGUGACUACGAAGAGGAAAAGGAAUCUCGCGAAAAGUACAAGAAGCUUGCUCGUGGUCAAGACAGAAACCCCUUUGUCCUUGUUCUGAUCGAUGCCGAUGGUUACGUGGAAGCAGNNUUCGAAGAUUCUCUAAUCAAAGGUGGUGCGGAAGGCGGUAUCAGAGCGGCCAAUCUUCUUCACGAUACUAUUCGAGACAGACUUGCACGACGUGGCCAUGAGUACGACAAUUGCAAAGUCAUGGUCCGCGCUUACACCAAUUUUGCUGGGUUAUCCAAAACACUGGCGCGUGCAGGCCUUGUCGGACAUGAGGCACGCUCUCUUAGCCCCUUCUGUUCGAACUUCACACGCGCACAUGAUCUCUUCGAUUUCGUCGACGCAGGCGAUAAGAAGGAGAAUGCGGACAAUAAGAUCCGUGAGAUGUUCCGCCUCUUCGCGGAGAACAACCAAUGUAAACACAUCUUCUUUGCCGGAUGCCAUGAUACUGGUUAUCUGAACCUGCUGACCCCUUACGUUAAUUACCAUGGAAAGAACGAGAAGAUCACCCUUGCCCGUGGUUCAUCGUUUAGUCCUGAAUUCGACCGUCUUGGACUUGAUAUUGAUGGCCUCAACGGUCUAUUCCACAACAACCCUCUGGAUGGUCUCGAUGCUCGACGACCCAUUUCCAAGGCUCCAGUAGCACAUGCGCAACCUACUGCUGUGCCGAACGGGCACUCUGGAGCGGCCCCUAACAACACACCGAUCUGUACCCACUAUCUCCGAGGCAUCUGCAAGUUCGGAAGUGGCUGCAAGAAGUCUCAUAGCAGUGGUAGAGACUCGUGGCGCUCGAAUGAAUACAGCUCUGGCAAUGAGCCUGGGCAAAGAAGUUCUACACAAACGUCAUUCUUCCCACCAUCUUCAGAAUUUGGAACCCCAACACCAAGCAACGCAGACAUCGCUUCCCNNCCUGAAUCUGGCAUUGCUCUACCACAUAGGUUUACUACUGGCCAGGCUUUCCCUCCGCCCUUGCCUGCCACACCUCGUGCGCACCCUUCCAGCUGCCUGCCGAAGCAAACACCAGAGAAUGCCAAUCUUAUCCCUGUCAACAGCACCGGACACAGACUGGACUUCUUACUACCAACACCUUCCAGCGAAGACUGGAGAGCCUACAACGCUCGAAUUGCACCCCCUAACAAAAAACUUUGCAAUGAGUAUCAACUUAAAGGAUACUGCGCAAAAGGCGACGCCAACUGUGUCUGGGAUCACAGCCCUGUCCCAGAUAAUAUCAAGCUUGUUCUCAAACACUUUGUUCAUAGCUAUCCGUGUGACCGGAAAGGAAACUGUCGACUGAAGAAUUGCAACAUGGGACAUAUCUGUUUCCGCGAAAAGUGCGACACGACGAGAAAGUACGGAACAUGCAGGCUUAAUCACACCAUGCAUGACAUCGAUCCCGUCGUCGCCGAUUGGGUGCCAGCUGAGUCGAAUAUCGAGGUUUAUAACCCCGACUCUUUUGGUAUGACCUCUGGUGAAAACAGCCACAGCGAGAGAGAUACUCCGUCGCUUGCGGCCAAUGAAGCACCUCAAAAUGAGAACGAUAUCAAUCUGAACUCGUAUCCAGAGCCUCAUCCAGAUGAUUUGGAUUAG
This is a messenger RNA of Aureobasidium musti, 1758 nucleotides long. Lineage: Eukaryota; Fungi; Ascomycota; Dothideomycetes; Dothideales; Saccotheciaceae. The record is from the annotation of a GenBank genome assembly.